AUUUCAACCUCUUAAAAAACCAAAAUGAAGAUAUGUUCAGAUCUUGAAACAAAAAAAAAAAUCUACAGAUUUAUCAUCUCCAUCUACAAUGGGAAACUGUCUAAAACCUUCCAAAGAACAGGCUCCUCCAACUUCUCCCAAGCCUCUUAACAUCCCUUCAAUUCCAGAGCUGGAAAACGAGAAUCUGAGAGUCUUCAGCUCCAAGGAAGUGAAGAAACUAACAAAGAAAUUCGGACAUAAUAGGCUUGUAGUUGACAAUAAUGGUAUCGGUCGAUUAUUCUACCAGGGAUACAUCAAUGAGACCACAUUUUCUCCAUCUAAAAACGGAACAGGACUCGCUGUUUCUGUCAUGCACUGUGUUCUACAUAGUUCCGAGGAACUAGAAGAGUGGAAGGCAGAAAUUAGGUGCCUAGGAAAGAUUUCUCAUCCAAACUUGGUCAAACUAUUAGGCUAUUGCUGUGAAGUUAAAGAAUCACUCUUGGUUCUUGAAUGCUUCCACAAAGGAAGUCUUGAAGCUCACAUUUUUGGAAAAGAAGAAGAAACCUUGCCUUGGGAAAUACGGCUUAAGAUAGCCAUUGAAACAGCUCAAUGUCUUGCAUUUCUCCACUCGGUUAAUAACAGAGCGUUAUCUCGAGAAUUCGGAAUGCAUGACAUUUUCCUUGACGAGCACUACAAUGCGAAACUGUUUUAUCUUGGAUCGAACGAGCUACGCUUGUUUGAAGAUAGUAUCUCGACCGCAUUCAUUGGAAGAACUGAUUACACACCUCCUGAAUAUGUAAUCUCAGGUCAUUUGGGCAUGAAGAGCGAUGUCUAUACAUUUGGUGUGAUCUUGAUUGAGCUUUUAACUGGUUUAAAAGCUUUCCGUAGAGGAGCGAGAGACAUAAAAAGUGCCAUCUCGGCUAAACCUUUCUUGUCCGAUAAGAAUAAAAUCAUGAGUAUAAUCGAUCCAAGACUUGGAAACGACUAUCCUGUCAAUGCGGUGAUACAAAUGGGAAAACUCAUCAAAAGAUGCAUCAAGUUGGACACGAAGAAGAGACCAACGAUGCAACAAGUUUUGGAUGGUUUGAAUGAUAUCCGCAGAUAUUAAGGACUAAUGUGUAGAGUUGACACUGAAAAUGUUUAUUUGUAAUAAUCAUUUUCAACUUCAACAAUACAUAAUUCUCGCUUAACAAGUUAGACAUCUGCAAGAUGUAAUGGAAGAUUAG
This is a messenger RNA of Brassica oleracea var. oleracea, 1205 nucleotides long. Its product is annotated as putative inactive serine/threonine-protein kinase At5g11400. Gene Ontology annotation, biological process: protein phosphorylation. Gene Ontology annotation, molecular function: protein kinase activity; ATP binding. NCBI's taxonomy places the organism in Eukaryota, Viridiplantae, Streptophyta, Magnoliopsida, Brassicales, Brassicaceae. The record is from RefSeq and is a predicted model, not a curated record. The transcript has 6 exons. The coding region runs from base 89 to 1087 and encodes 332 amino acids.